GCAGCAGACUACAUCCAUGCCCCUUCAUUUGCCGGUGCUCUCGUUGACGCUCAGUUCAGUCGGUGGCCAACUGUUCGGGUGUGGUGGACUUUAUUUCUCUCUCUGCUCUCUGCUCUCCUCUGCCAGCCAGCCAUUCCCUGCCUAGCUGCGUUCACUCUACGGAAAUCAACUAUCUCUAUACCUGUAUAACUGUAAUUCAGCAGCGUGACGUCACUUUCGAUUGUGCUCCCCUCCCCGAAAUCCACCCCCAAAAGAAAAUUUUGGUUUGCUCGCCCAUCCUCCCCCAACACCGCCAUUACAGUCCGAGACGCUCUGCCACAUUUUCUUGUUGAAAAUUUUUUGUCAUCCAGUGACCCUGUCGUGUGUGUGUGUGUGGAUUAUUUCGUGGGUGCGAGAAAAUUAUCGACAAAAAUCGACGGUGCGAGUCGGACAAUUUUUUCGGGGUUGUAAAACCCUCUUCGUCAGCUGAUCUCCAUUUGGAGAGAGAACCGAAAAAUUUCCAGUGAUUUUUGUUCGCGGGAGUAUGCCGAGCUCUGGAUUGAUGCAAUUAAGCAACGGCAGCGGCAAUAGCAACGGAGUCGUCGUAAUCAGCAACAACAACAGGAUAGACGGUACUCUUAGCCAGAGUAUGGAUUCAGUCAACCCGGUAGCCGCCGAAGAAGAGGGCGUUUUUGGAUUCUGAUUGAAACAACUCUGAAUUUUCAAAACAGUGUCUACAAAUGGAUGUCCCACGUAUUCAGAUCAAAGAAGAAAAAGAGAAGGAUGAUGGUUUUAUUUCAUUAAAGGACAUUGAAAUAUGUAAUAGACUAAUAGUGAAACCGGAGAUACAUGAAAACGAAAGAAAAACGGAAAAAAAACAAGAAGCGAAGGAAAAUCGGGAAAAACCAGAAGUGAAAGAACCGAGAAGAAUAGCUGAUAAGAAAUAUCGGGAAAAACCAGAAGUGAAAGAACCGAGAAGAAUAGCUGAUAAGAAAUAUCGGGAAAAACCAGAAGUGAAAGAACAGAGAAGAAUAGCUGAUAAGAAAUAUCGGGAAAAACCAGAAGUGAAAGAACAGAAAAGAAUAGCUAAUAAGAAAAAUCGGGAAAAACCAGAAGUGAAAGAACAGAGAAGAAUAGCUAAAAAGAAAUAUCGGGAAAAACCAGAAGUGAAAGAACAGAGAAGAAUAGCUAAAAAGAAAUAUCGGGAAAAACCAGAAGUGAAAGAACAGAGAAGAAUAGCUGAUAAGAAAAAUCGGGAAAAACAAGAAGCGAAAGAAAAUAUGCAAGAGCAACAUCAACUUCAGCAGAUUAAUGUUCCUGUAGCAGCUGUACCUGAAAUAAUCCAACAACAAGCUGCUCCUGUGGCUGGUGCUGCUCCAGCAAAUCCUGCUCGCGAAAGACAAGUUAUUUGGCAGGGUGUCCUAGAGUGGCAGGAGAAGACUCGUGAUCCGCAAAUACUUCGUCAUGUCCCUUGUCAGGUUUCGGCAACCGUCACCAACGGCGAGAGCGAAGUGAAAGCAGAACACUGGCCGCAAAAGCUUCUAAUGCAGCUAAUACCUAAAACAUUAAUAAGUCAUUUCGGCUUCGCUCACUUCCGGAAUGCGCGUUCUGUAAUGUUCCAUCCUCAGGAAUGUGAGGCACUAGAAUCUCUAGCUCAAAUGAUGUCAACUGGAUACGCUGGUUGUGUGUACUUCAAAGAUGUGGUUAAUCCUAAUUCUAGUGAGAUUGAAGUGUUGCUGCUUUACAGUCUGUUUUACAGUCCAGACAAGGAAGCGUACAUUGGCUUUAUACCUAACGAUCAAGCAGCUUUUCUCGACCAGUUUCAGAAGUUUAUAAUACAGCAGAAAAGCAAACAAGUACAGCAGCCACCUGGUCCCGGACAAGCAGGUCAAAAUCCAAAUAUUCCCAAACAAGGUGGGCAAAACUUAAUGGUAAUUCACUUUGCUAAAUCUAAAUUUAAGACGAAAUACCGUUGCUAG
Daphnia pulicaria is the source of this 1958-nucleotide messenger RNA. RefSeq names its product mediator of RNA polymerase II transcription subunit 25-like. Gene Ontology annotation, cellular component: mediator complex; transcription regulator complex. Bases 720 to 1958 code for a protein of 412 amino acids. The record is from RefSeq and is a predicted model, not a curated record. Gene Ontology annotation, biological process: positive regulation of transcription by RNA polymerase II. NCBI's taxonomy places the organism in Eukaryota, Metazoa, Arthropoda, Branchiopoda, Diplostraca, Daphniidae. The transcript is spliced from 7 exons.